CCUUCCGUGACUGCUGUGAAAGCCCCUUGUGAGAGCUGGGAUCUGCUUUUCAUACGGAAGCCACAAAAUGGCAACUUCGGCGUACUUGGGUCUUUGCGAUAGCCACUUGGCUACGGAUUACAAUGACAGGAAUCGCAAUAUCGUCCAGUCGACCCUUCUCCCGCUCAGCAAAGGCGCCAACAACACCUUCCUUAACUUGCUAGCGCCUCCGCCUUCAAUUGUUCAUCCGCUUCUAGGUCGCAUGAAGAGAGCAUCUCUUCUACAUACUUUCGAUAAUGAGAUCAGGGCAUGCAUCCGACGCAUCCGAGCGUUCGCUGCCAGAAAUGAGGUCGAACCGAAGGAAAAGCAAUCGGUAUCCCGUCAAAGGGUGUCCGAGAAAUCCAAAAAGCCGGAUCCUUCGACGGUCCCACUUCAUGCAUCAUCCAACAUGCGGCGUCGGCUUCUCGCCACACAGCUGACCAAGUGUUGGGAAAUGUUCACGCCACAUGUUGAUCCGCAAUAUGUGCACACUAGGAUGGUCGAAGCCGGGGAGCUCAUCAUGGAGAUUGAAGACUUCUGGCAAGUGGCCAAUGCUGCAUGCUUUGAUAGGUUCCUGGAGAGCAUCAAGAAGCCAGAGACGCCGAUGAGUAGAAGUCGUCCGCAGUCAACCAAAGAGCAGCCGCUCAAGUCGAUACCAGCACUAUUUCCGGUUCCUCUUUCAUCAGACGCCGAUGCAAAGCGAGGGUAUGCGCAACCUGCACCGUCCUCUCAAGCUAUAACACCUGAAGCGCUUAUGUUCCGAGCAAAGUAUGGACAACUGGUGUGCGAGCUUCAGCGACUAAAAGGUAUCGACACGUUCCUGAAGAACUCUCACAUGGUGAGCAGUAUCUUGCGGGUGCUUUCGGAUAUCAUGGGCGUGAUGCGAGAAUGCGUGAAGUCGAGCAGCAGUAAAGAGGUUACGAGCCUGCUUUGGAAGGCAGGACAAAUCAUCAAGGAGAUGUGCGACGGGUUGCGCGAGGCAGACUGGCUGGAGGAGAUUGCUGACUUGUUAGUCGAGUCUGUCACAAUCAUUGAGACAUCACCGGAACUUUCAGAACCGAGAUAUUUAGGUUGGCGGGUUGACCAAUACACCGUGAUAUACAACUGCCUACUGCGGACCGAUGGGUACGACCAAGCACUGGACUUGAUUGACGGCGUCAUGAAGGACGUUGAAAAGAUGAAAGAGAUUCAUGAUCUCGUGGCGAACGUCAAGGACAUAGAAGGGAACGAGAACGACCCAAAGACGGCAGAUUGGCGUGACGUGAUUACGCAUUCAAUGUUUCGACUGAAUGUGUUAAUGUUCGGUUGUGAGGUGCGAGCAAUGGCCGAUGGGAAGGGGAAGGAGAUCGCGACCGUGGAAAUUAUUGUAAAAGCACCAAGCGCCCCAGGUUCUGCUAUGGGAUUUCGGCAACGUCCGAGCGUGACACAGGAUAGUGCUGCCGAUGACGGACCCAGAACAUCUGUGCGAACAAGAACGCCUCUGCGGAAACUCUUUCAGGACUCGCCGAUCCGGGGGGCAGCGAUCUGGAAAGGACAAGAGGAUCAGGAACACCUGCGGGGAUCUUCGGUCCUCAAUCUUAGCCAGUCGCAGCAAAGCAUCGCUGGUCUGUUCAUGAAGGGGCAAGGUGAUGCAUGGGAUGAAAAUUCAGAAGAUAAGGGCGACUCGAUGGUCAAACUAAGAGGAGGGGGUCGGAAGUUGGCUCGGAGUCUCUCGACAAGAGCCGUGGGACAACUCAUCAAAAAGCAAGGAUAUGCUCCGGGUCGAAACAUGAUGCGUCCCGGUUCAUUGUUCGAUGAGGGCAGUGCACUAGCAGAAGGAACUGUCAGUGAAGGAUUCAACGAUCUCAGCCGGCCCAAGCCUCGGCAGCAGGUAGCAGCUUCCGCCAGAUCGACUGGCAAGAAAGGCAAGCCUGUGGCACCAAAGCUUGAUGAAUCCGAAGAAGGCAAAGCCCGGAGACAGAUCAUGUUCGACAUCAUGUAUAUGCUGGCAUCGUUUCAUGGUGAUAGGGACAGAUUUCGGGCCAUUGUCGAAGGACUCCACGCCCUAUCAUCUUCGACGGUCGAUAUGAAGGCAAUCGAGCGCUUGUCGACGGACUUUGACCGUCGCCAGCAAAUUCUCCUGAUCCUGCUGGAUGUUGGAUUUGAAAUUAUUCUGCUCGACUCCGAAGAAUUUCUCACACCAUCACGGGUGAUGGCCGCAUUUACCACAGAGUUGACCCUUGGAAAGCCACCUCAAGCAGCAGAGCUCGCUCGUAUCAUGGUACACCAUCGAUGGACUGGAUUGAAUUUUGAGGACCUAAUGUCAUACUGUCGGAAGCUUUACGAGAUGCAUCAGUGGCAGCGCUUCAGCGUACUUGGACGUCUCCUGGACGAUUCAUUCCAGCAGGAUCAUUUUGGCAACAGUUGCUCAGACCUUGAUCAAAUGGCGACAUCAAAGGAGUUAGUGCUGCGACUUGCCUGCAUCAACUUCCACAACGUAGCUCAUGCCGAUCGAAAGGUGGCCUUCGGCGCAGACGUUCCGGCUUCCAGCAGAUCGAUGAUGGCUCUGAAUCGCUCGCGCUUCGAAAUCUCGACGGAAUUGCAUACGGCCGCUAUAGCUGUGCUCGAUGCCCUUGCCGAUUGCAUCGAGAGUGACUCGCUCGUCACCUGGGCUCCAGGGCUGUUCGUGGGUACCGCCCGUCUUCUAUGGGAGUAUCUGGAGCCUAUGCUCCGUUCCAUCAAUUCUGUGGCGGACGCAGCUCAAUGCGAGAACUUGAAUGGGGAUAGUUUACUCAUCAUCCUGCUUCGCUUCUUGCACGCGGUCCUGACUGAAAUGCCAUUCGAGGACUCCCUUCUCCUCAUCGAUGUGGCUGGAAAACUUGCCUUGGUUCUCGAAUGCACGGGCGACCUCGAGGAAGCGGUUCAGGUUCUGGAAGAUAUGGAGGCUGUCCUCAACUUCGCCCGCUAUCGACUGGGAGAAAGCGCCGAAAGCGUCUCCGCCAUCACGUGCAACCUCAACUUCCACCCUAACACCCAUCUUUCCGACACGGCGGAGUUAAUCAGGGUGGUUAACAGUUCGAUCGAUCCUACAGCGCCUCUCACGAGGAGCGAGAAACUGCAAUUCUCGAGACGGAAUCUAGCAUGCGCGGCUGUCAGUGUUUACCGUCGGUUGUUCCGUUGCCGAAUGAAGCUCUCCUAUCAUACACGAGAAGCGGAGCAACGGCGGAAAGAAAGUCAGUAUGCACUCCUCACAAACAAGGUCCUCCAGGUGGACCCAGUUCUAACGACACUGAAAGAGGAGGACAUAAAAAAGUACUGCCGGGAGAACUUGGCCUUGAGGGCAUUAUUGUGCGCGGCUCACGCUUCGGAAGGCUCAAACCUGAGCCGAAGCGCAAAGCAUGACCUGCUUCAAGAGGCAACAUCUCUGCUUCACCGGGUUCAUCAAGAUGAACGAAGGCUGCUACUUGAUUUGAAUCGGAAGGAUGUACCGCCAUCGACCACGGCCCUCUGGAGGUGUCCACCGCCAAUCUUCGUGCGCAGGUCACCGACUUCGAUCACAGUCCGACCGGUACAUAUGUUGGAUGACAAUAAGCAGCCCGUAAUUCCAUACACUUAUCAGGUGUUCUGCCGAAGAGUGACUUCCGAAGUCGCAAUCGUCUCCGUUGCGGAUGUAGCCUAUCUUGGAACCGGAUCUCCUCUACCUACUCGAGGAACUACAACAAAUCUGGAAAUGAUCGUUUCGGGGCUGACGCCCAAUGAACGCUAUGUGUUUGCCGUUGGCGCAUACGGAGAAGACGGGGAGAUGCUCGGGAAGGGUGUGGGCGAGACCAGCAAGCCUAUCGUCGCAUGUCUGCCACUUCCAUUGCUGCUAUGCUGGGGUCAACUUUCCAGCAUUGCGCAAGAAGUGCAGUGGAGCACUGUGGCAGAUGGAGCUCACAAGGUGCUAAGCAAGCAAUACAUCUUGUGGCUUGCGCCUGAUAAUCGGUUGCGUCGCCCGAUAGAAGCCGAUCCAAAAACUGGUAUUGGAUUUCAGGAGGAGGAGGUAUUCAAACUUCACGAGACCGACCUAGACGCAACUGCACCAGCAAUCAUUCGGGGCUAUAUUGAAAGCAUAUAUGCAAGCAUCGAUCGGGCGUUUGCCUCUACGCAAGCCAUUGUGCACUCAGAUAUGGAAGGCGCGAGGGAUACCUUGAGCGCGCAAAUGUUGCGAUUGAGGAGCUGUCGGGAGCUUCUCGUUGCCUUAAAGCUUGCCGACCGUAUUGGGGACGAGAGAUUGAUGCUCUUAUCAUCUUUCAAGUGCCAUGAGCUACUCGUCCCUCUACUUCAAUGUGAUGACGUUGCCGAUCCCACGAAGUUGCAAAUGCGCCCGAAAGAUCCGGCUCCUUUCCCGUUUGUCACUCAAGUUCUCCUCGCAUGCCACCGCACAUUCAUACGAUGCUCCGCCAUCCUUGGCAACGAUCGCGCCCAAGGAGUUCGCGAUCACUACUCUUUCGUUGCAUUCCACCUUACGCGACGCUUACUAGCAGGCCGACGGACUUCUGAUAUCCAAAAAGCCGUGCAAGUCGCCGAGGAAGCACUUACUCUCAUUCGCUCAAUCGUGGGCGUUGAUUGCGAAGCGCGCAUCAUGAGUUCCAACUCCCUCGAAGAAGAAUGGCUAGGAUCCUCACACAAAUCUGUCAAGCGCUUCAUCAGCAAGAAAAAGGGCAAAGGCAAAGCGCUAAUGACCGAAUGCCUUUUCCACGCGCUCCUUGCUGCCUCGCAUAACUUCAAAGCGGGAUACGAUCUUAGCAAUUCGAGGAGACUCGAAAGCAUUUGCGAGUACUUCGACAUGGAGAUCGGAAAAGCGCACCUUGCCACGCAGGCCAGUGGGCCUGCAUCCCAGCAAGCAGCGUCGGCGCGUAAGGCCAUGGAUGCCGCCUCCACGACCCUGAGAGAGAUUCACAUGCUUUUGACCCAAAGUGGACCUGACGUGACGAUGGAGAAUCUAGCUCGCUAUCGCAAGAAUCCACGAUUCGUUGAGUUGAUGGCCUUCGCGGCCGCGUGGUGUCUUGCGGCAGGCCAUUUUAUUGACACGGCGAUUCGGAUAUGCUCAGAUGCGGAAGAUUGGACUGAGAAGCGGAACUUUUGCAUUGUGAAUUUCGAUCAGCUGAUGAGCUCUGAGGAGGACGAAAAGCAGAAGGACGGUUGGUGGAGCAAGAAAAAGAAGAAAGGCUUGUUUUCGGAUAAGACGGCUGGAUUGUCGAUCGCAAAGGUUGAUGAUAAGAAGAGGGGCCGGAAAUCGCAAAAGGAAACACUCAAACCACCGGGUCCCACCAAGGUUCAGGAGAGAGCAUCCCGUGAACCUAAAGGGCCUGUGGCUGAUGCUAGACCGCCAUUUGAUGACGAAGGCGAGAUGCCUGCUAGUAAACAUGCGCCGCCAGAAAUCAAGGAAAUACCAUCGACCCCAGGAGACGACAAAGCCGCUUCAAGCGCAUCAGGCUCCCGCGGGAGCACCGCCAGCCAAAGAGAAAGGGAACAAUCGCAAGGCAAACGAGAGCAAUCCCCCGGCCGAGAAAGCAGAUCUCGCGCUGGAAGCGCGCACUCGGCCAAGUCUCGAGGCGCGGCACCGGACGGGGCAGAUGACGCUCUGGCCCGCAAGCGACAGCGUAACGCACAGCGCCAGGCGUAUCUGGCCGGUAUACCUGCAGCCGAUCGGGACAACGUGGAACGGGCCGCUCGGAUUCUCGACAAGUCCUUGAGUGCUUUCUGGCACUACCGCCGGUAUACUCGUCGGUUACGAUUAAUUAUCAACUACGAGGCACCUGCUCGGUCCCGCUUGGCGCUGAUACAUGGGCUGGCAUGUCUUGCGCACUUUUCGAGGGAUACCGUCGGGAAAGAUUUUGGCCCGGAGGCACAUGUUCGGGACGAGCCGUUCGAGCUUCGCAAGUGUGGACGUAUCUUGCUCACAGAUCUGAAAAUUGCUCAUGCCAAGGCGUCCAAACAGGCUGGAACGACAGAUGCGGCAUCCAUAUCCAAUGACAAUUUCCGCUUCAUCAUGGACGCUUACCAGGGCAUCGUUCAAUCCGUCGUCAUCGGAUCGCGAGUAGGGGAAUGGCACCAGGUGUUGGACAGCUGCAAACAUCUUUGGAACAUGCAGCAGCGACUUCUCAGGCGCGGAGUCCUCACCGGCGCCGACUUCCGCACAAACCAUAUGUGGAGGGCGUGGUGGAUUAUCGGUCUCUGUCUCCUUGACUUCUUACAGGAUGUGAGAAUUCGCAAUGCUGACGACGAGCCCGAUGUUGGAGAGGCCGUUCGUAUGCCGUCAUCACGGCCUUCGACGGGACGGUCGUUCAUGUAUCCAUCGCGGCCCGUGACAGCGACCUUCCGCUCUGGGAAGAAUCAGCGGCACACUUUACCGUUUCAAACCUACUCUGAACUUUGUUCAAAUCAGUACGUUGCCGGCUGGUCGGAUCAGCACGGGGAAGUCCAGACCACACUUGUAGAUUUGCAGAUGAUUGCGUCGAUCAACUUGUUUGCGAUCGAAGCGAUGCAUAUUGCCUCUAAAUAUCACCGCGUCAUGGAGUUCGGGCUGAGAUUCGACCAAGUCUUCCGAGGAGUCUAUGCGCCCUUCUUGAAGCCCGUAUUGGCGACGGCUGCCAGGAGCUUUGAGCAACUCUACGGUGACGCCGCCUUCUCCGGGCCCGUCUUUGAUCAACUCGCAACAUGGCUAGCGUCCUCUCAGUCUCACUCGAGUCCAUCACGCCUGCAUUGGAUUGCCCGCGGGCUCUCAGCCAAGCUCGAACUGACCAUGGCCGUCACCGGCGCAACAUCCGACGCAUACGGUGAUCUAUACGUCGCAGCGGCUGAAGCGUACGAGCAGACCCUCAAAGUGUCAAAGAAAGUCCACAGCCGGACGAUGGAAGCCAUCACCAGCUACGAGUACGCAAAGCUACUACACACCCGGAAUGACCAUGAAUCAGCCUGUCUGUUCUGGUCCAAAGCAAUCGACGCCGUUUUCGGCAGCCAGCGUGUCGUCACGCAUUGGGUGCGGCUGUUUGCGGGUACUGCGAACGACUGGGAUCUGAAGCACGCUGCCCAUUUCGCGACCAUGGUCGCGCGGGCUGGAGGGCUCAAGAAUAUUGCACUGGCCGCCAUGUCAGCCACCAAAAUGGUGCAGACAUCGUAUUUGACCGUCAAUCUGGAUAAACGGUUAUCACUGGCAUCGUUCGCGGCUAGGCUAUUUGGGGUCUUGCUGAGGGGUCACGCAUCCCACCCGACCGACCCUCUAUUACUCGCACACUACAGUCCACCCUUCGUCCUUCCCUACCUCAACCUUUUCUCCGAUCCGCAACGGCUAGACCCGCGGGAAAUGGCCACAUCGCUCACAUUCCUCGCCAAAGAACUCAUCCGCGCCGAAAGGCCCUGGGAGGCUCUCCCCCUCGCCUGCCUCCUCGACCACCUAGCCCAAAACAUCUUGCUCUCCUCCCCACUCACCUGCGCCAGCCUCCUACUCAAAUCCGAAGCGCUGAUCCAGAUGGGCGCAGUCUCAGCCGGCCUGGACUGUAUCCUCACCAUUGCGUCCGGACGCGCACUCCUCAGCGAAGACAAGAUGUUCUAUACAGCACCCGUGAGCGGGGCUGGCGCCGCGCUCCCCGCGGAAAUCAGGUUCGAUGAGACCGCUCAUGUGCUGGACUGGGUCGUCAACCUCCGCGUGGUGCGGUAUAUCGCAGACCAUGUCAUACCCGACAAGCUCGCGUUCUUCAUGGGGCAGGAGACGCUGAGAGAGUAUGAGAUGUGUCGAUGCAGGAUCCUUAUCAAACUCGCGCAUUUGGCGGGACUGAAUGACCCCACCGUUAAUGGCAGCAAACUAAGCAUGUUGUUGCAUCAGAACCUGCCUCCCAUUGGAGAAAUCGAGACUCUGCCCACGGACGGCCGGCGCGGCUCGGUUGUCGGCGGUGGGACCGAGUCGAGUGAUUCAUUCACACGGUCAGGGUCGACGAUCAACAUGCAUAUUCCGUCGGGCGCCGCGCAGACGACGACGAAGCGGGAUGCGCAGGCUUUACUCAACUCGGUUCUGUUUCGUGUUGAUGCGGUUUUGGCGAAAGUGAUGGCGGAUCUCGAUCCGAGCGAGAAGUUGGUGCAUGAUUGGGCUCGGUUUCAUCUUUUAGUCGAAUGUGCGUCGUUAGCGGGACAGGUGCAUCUCCUGAGAUGGAACCUUGGCAUGGCCAUGAAAUGCUUCUCAUCGAUCAUCACAACACUCGAGCAGGCAAGCAAAUUCUCCCCGCAUCGCGUAGACCACUGGUGGCAACUCCACACGACCGAUCAGAUUCUCACAACAUCACUCAUGGACGGAAACUUCACAACAGUAAUCCUAAUCGGCGAAUCAGCAAUCACAUCCGCGAAAUCGCUCAGUUCAACCCCCUUUAAACUAGAAUUCGCAAAUCUGGUCUUGUCGGCCGAACGGCACAGCAUCGUGGCGUCCGGGGCAAACGCCGAGGACGAUGCCUUCGCUGAGAAGCUGACACAGUUUGAGAACGAUCUAACGACCGCAGGCUCACGGUAUGGCUGUGAACGAAUCCUAGCACGGGGUUGGGAGGCCCUCGGCGAUUCAUUGGACGCAAUCGAAUCGAACGACCUCAACCGCAUCACCAAAGCCUACACGAAAGCUGAAGAGCAUCUCAAACGUAUCCCUGCGUACACGACGACCCGCCCGUCAGGCUACAGCGGCAGCAUCCCGCAUCUAGCCGUCAUCCAAGCCAAGCGGGCCUUAUCCAUACUCAAACUUCCCGGAGGAGACGUCACCCAAGCCGCAGACCUCGUCGACACCGCGUGCACGUCAGUCCAAUACCUCGUCAACCUCCCCUCCACAUGCACCACCUUCCUCGCAUUAGCCAAAGCGACCGUGACGGCCGCGGCAAGAUUGCAGAAGCCCGUACCAUGGGAAACACUCGUCACCAAUUACACCACCCUCCUCAAGGCCCUCACCACCGAGGGCGAGUACCGCCACCAACCGCUCCAGGAAACCUUACUGGGUCUAUUACGGCUGUACGCGGAGCGCGCGAGGGGGCAGAUAAACGAGGAUAUGAGGACGACGGUGGCGGUGUUGGGGUCGCAGGCGGGGAGAUGCGGGGUUAUUAGGGAGGGGGUUGAGCGAGGGAGUUUGGUGGUGGAGGGGGGGAAUGUGAAGGUGCAUGAGGCGGCGGGGUUGACAGUGAGGGAGUAUCAUCAUUGGGCAGCGACGCAGACGGGGGCACAACCAGACAGCCUGAGCAACGCAGUUUCCCUCCUAUCACCCACCCUCCCCUCGGAGAUAAUCGGCGCCGGCCUUGCCGCCUCACCACCACCAACCGACACCAAGCUCAAAACCACCGAUCUAAUAACCUACAUCACCACCCUCCACCGCCAUGCCUUCCUCAUCCGGGGUACCCCCGACCCCUAUCAAUUCAGCAUCGCAAGCCGUCUCCACCGCGCGCACGCUUUGAUGGCCGAGCAAUCCCACAGCAACGCGUACACGGCAGAGAUGUGCGUCACCGAUAGCAAUGUGUCGGUUAUAGAAAAUGUACCGACGCGUGUUCCGCAGUUCACAUCGGAGGGCGUCAAGAGCGAUGCGUUGACAUUUACGUGGUUGCCCGCUGACACUGCGACGCGAGAAGAUGGGAAGACGAAAGACGUGAAAGAAUCCGACAUCGUCGGCGUAUUCACAUUCAUGGCCCGCCGCGGCGGGAGCGCGAAGGGCAAGAAAACCUCCCCCGGAUCCAAACCCUCCUCCUCCCGCUCCGGCACAUCAGGCGGUUUAAGCGCGUCGCUGAUUGCGCACGUUAUGUCGGUUCCGGGUGCGAAACUACAGACUGUCGGCGGGAUUAUGCGGAAAUUGGAGGUGUUGGGUGAUGGGGACGACGGUGAGGAGGGGUUCGAGGUGGAGACGGGGGAGAUUUGGGCGAAUGUGUUGGGGACUGUGAGGAUCUUGUUUGGGGUUGAUGAGGAGGUUUGUAUUUGGAAUGUCUCUUCCGAUCCCCGAGUACACCCCAGAAACACGUUCAACACUCCUCCAAAUCUUUGGCAUUCCACUCCCUCUCCCCUCCCACCAGAUCAUCUGCCGCUCGUUCCAGAUGACGAGGCCACCAAGUCCCAAACCAAGCAGCGCAAAAAGCGGCACCCGCACACCCGCGUCCACAGGCGCGCUGGCGCUGCUGGAGUGGCUUAAACAGUUGAUGGCGCUGGCCGAGUCGAAGGAGGGUGGGGAGACGGGAGCGGAGGGUGACCGGCCGGUGAGCCGGAAACGGAAUAAAGGGCAGGGGUUGUGGGAUAUUGCUGAUGAGACUGACCCCGUUCAAUAGGCGGCGGGGACGAUUUUU
This is a messenger RNA of Fimicolochytrium jonesii, 10331 nucleotides long. RefSeq lists its product as uncharacterized. Gene Ontology annotation, molecular function: protein binding. Gene Ontology annotation, biological process: cilium assembly. The coding region runs from base 68 to 10180 and encodes 3370 amino acids. Lineage: Eukaryota; Fungi; Chytridiomycota; Chytridiomycetes; Spizellomycetales; Powellomycetaceae. The record is from RefSeq and is a predicted model, not a curated record. The transcript is spliced from 5 exons.